GUCAACAGUGAAGCUGUCAGACUGGACACUUUGAGGAAGCUUGGAUCCUUCAAAGUUUGCAGCAAGCUGUUGCAGAUUUCUAUAGGUCUGUUGUGGGGAGUGUAAUCUCUUCUGCCAUCAUGUGUUGGGGCAGCAGCAUCAGAUCAGCAUUUUAAAAAACCUAAACAAAGUGAUGAACAGGGCUGGUUCUGUUCAGUGAAAUAUGUAACUUCUCGAUGCCAUGGAGCCUCUGGAACUAAUGGUGGAGAUGAAGAAUUGUCCCAAAAAAUUCACAGUAUUUAUGGACAGCCCUGCACAUCGUCUUCAUGAGACUGCUUUAAAAUGACAGGUUUCCGUACUACUGUUAGUAUUUGACAAUAAUCAAAAAUGGUUAGUUAGCUAACCGAUGGUAUGUAAAUAACUUUAUUUGUUUAAAUUGAAGUUGAAAAUUUCAAAAGGCUCAAAUUUGGUCAAGAGAAACUCAAGCCUUCUGGUGUGAAGUGAACUGUUCACCACUCCCCUUUCUAAUAAAUCCCCCUGCAUCAGAAGUGGCCAAACUGAGACAUUGUUGUACGCAGAAUGGAGAACUUCAUGCAGAUAACAGUUCUACUUCUCUGCAGCCACAGUUGGAUCUGUGAGUCUCUAACUGUGAACGUCCAUCCUGGUGAAGACAUCACUCUGUUCUGCCCCAACAUUUCUUCAUCUCCAACCCAGUCAGAAUGGUUCAGAGUGGUUAAUGGAACCAAACCCAGCUGCGUCUCCUCCAUGUACGGUUCUGAAGGAAACUCUUCAAAUUGUGAUGGAUUCCACAGUGAAAAAUUUAUCAUGAGUUCCAACAAGACAACUUUAUUUCUACAAAUCAAACAAGUGGACCUGAUGGACUCUGGGUUGUAUUUCUGUGGAUUUUAUGUAAAGAAACAUACAGUUAUUGGCAGUGCAACAGAGUUAAUCAUUGAAGCUAAUGGAGACUCCAAAGACGAGGGAGAUUCUGAUAAUACAAAAGCCGUGGACCAACUGAUGGACCUGAUGCCUGGGAUUUUAGGUUCUCUGACUGCUCUUCUCUCUGUAGCAGUCGUUGUUCUGGCUGUUAAAAACAGGAGACUUGAGAGAGCUUCCAGGCUGCAGAAAGAAAGAAACAAGAAUGUGGAUCCAGAUGAUUUGAACUACGCAUCUCUGAGUUUCCAAGCAAAGGCCAAAAAGAGCCACAGGUCUGGACCUCAGAGGGAACCGGAGCCACAUGUUGUGUACGCUGCCACCCGAUAAACUCAGGAAGCAACAGGAACUGCAGCGGAAAAUGAAAGUUUAUAUCUCAUUAAUUUACUGAUCUUUUGGUUCAAUGCAUCUGCAAUGCAUGUAACA
Gambusia affinis (western mosquitofish) is the source of this 1338-nucleotide messenger RNA. RefSeq lists its product as uncharacterized. The record is from RefSeq and is a predicted model, not a curated record. Lineage: Eukaryota; Metazoa; Chordata; Actinopteri; Cyprinodontiformes; Poeciliidae. Bases 559 to 1242 code for a protein of 227 amino acids. Gene Ontology annotation, biological process: response to bacterium. The transcript is spliced from 6 exons.